Molecule: messenger RNA, 3778 nt
Organism: Paramuricea clavata
Lineage: Eukaryota; Metazoa; Cnidaria; Anthozoa; Malacalcyonacea; Plexauridae
Source: the annotation of a GenBank genome assembly
GAGACUUUAAUCUUCCAGCAAUUGACUGGUCUCUCGAUCAACCAACGCCUGCAACUAAUGGAGGUCAACUUGAAGAGUCAUUUUGUGAUUUGGUAGCCGAUAGUUUCCUACAACAAUUCAUCUCUGGCUCCACGCACAUUGAUGGUAACAAGCUUGAUCUGCUGCUCUGUAACUGUCCUGAGAUUAUAAAAAACGUAUCAUCACUUCCACCCGAACAAUUAACUUUUCCAACCGAUCAUAACAUCAUCGAAUUCGAGGUCCAACAUUCGUUUCGUCGUGCUAACCCAGUAACACGCACUGUCUUCGAUUAUAAGCGGGGAAAUUUUGAUGAGCUCCGCAGUUACUUAACACGCAAGCCCUGUGAAACUAUUUCAUCUGAUGAUAUUAACGAGUGCUGGUCACAAUGGAAAGAAUGGUUCCUAAACGCUGUUCAGAAAUAUAUCCCUGUUAAAAAAGUUAAGGACAAAAACUCGCCUCCCUGGAUUGACGGAGAAGUAAGAUACCAUAUUCGAAAGAAAUAUGCUGCCCUGAAGAAAUAUAGGAAAACUCGAACUGACUAUCGUAAGCGAAAGCUGCGUGAAAUAAGUCAAACUAUCAAAUAUCUAGUUCGAACGAAACAUCGUGACUACUUACUUAAGAUUAAAGAGUCUUUCCGCAGCAACCCGAAACUGUUCUGGAGCUAUCAUAAAGCUGUUUUUCAUCACCGGUCAACUCAAAACGCUGUCAUUUCACAUAACGGCAUUGUGGCAAAAACACCUACUGAGAAAGCCGAACUUUUUAACUCCUACUUCUCGUCAGUUUUCCAACCUUCAACGACUAAUCAAGCUACUAACUCCCGCAAUUCUCGACUACCAACCGAUUCACAACUAAGUGAGAUCACGCUCGAUGUCGAAGAAGUUGUAAGCAGUCUGUUGAAUCUCAAUGUCUCAAAAGCUAGUGGCCCUGAUGGAAUUCCUGCCCGCCUUCUGAAAGAAUGUAGUCAUCAAAUCGCUCCAAGCCUUUGCACUCUUUACAACCAUUCACUAAGAUCUGGACAUAUUCCUUCUGAGUGGAAAUCAGCAGAUGUUACUCCAGUGCACAAGAAGAAUUCCAAAGAACCAGCUGUGAACUACAGACCAAUCUCGCUAUUGCCCAUCAUUAGUAAGACCUUAGAACGGUGCAUUUACUGGAGAUUUUAUGACCAUGUUGUGAACCUUAUCAGUCCAUCUCAAUACGGUUUUCUGAGAAGUCGCUCGUGUGUCACCCAACUCCUGUCAGCUUUCCACUCUAUCGGGCAAGAUCUAGAUAAGAAUACUCAGACUGAUGUCUUGUACCUGGACUUCGCCAAAGCGUUUGACUCCGUUGACCGUAAUAUCUUGCUGGAUAAGCUGCGUUCGUACGGCGUGACAGGAUCUGUUCUUGAUUGGUUCGCUGACUAUUUAAACGGUAGGACUCAGAGAGUUGUUGUGGAUGGAGUAGCUUCUGCAUGGUCAUCAGUCACUUCAGGUGUGCCUCAGGGAAGCAUUCUUGGACCAGUUUUGUUCAUUAUAUUCAUUAACGAUCUCCCAGACAUCAUACAUAACGGAACUGAAAUUGCCCUGUUCGCGGACGAUACGAAAAUUCACAGACAUAUUAUCUCGACUCGCGACUGUGAAAGCUUACAACAUUCAUUGGUCAAGUUACAUCUGUGGAGUAUGAAAAACAAUCUCUUCUUCAAUGCCUCUAAGUGUAAAGUCCUCACCGUCACACAAAAGAAAACGCCUAUCAUCUACGAAUACACCCUUGGGACCGAAAAGCUAACUUGGGUUGACCAUGAAAAGGACCUUGGUAUUACGACUACUACAAAACUCUCAUGGAAACUACACAUAAACACCAUUGUUGCGAAGGCCAACAAAAUGUUAGGUAUACCGGGUGUCCCAAAAAAAGUACUCCGGUUUGAUUCGUAAUAACUUCUAAACAAGUAAAGCUUUUAAUGAGGAAUAACUUGCAUCAAAUAGAGGAAUGACUAACUUAGAUUUUGAUAUAUUACAGUUGUAUUUCACUAAAAAAUUCAAAGAGAUAUUAAUGUUUAAAAUCGGGAGCAUAUUUCUGGAUGUGUCUGAAAUAUGCAAAAAACGGCGUAUCAAAUAUUAAUCAAGAUUUGCCCGACUGAAACAUGCACUAUUACCAGUAAAUAAAUGACACUUGACAAAUCGUUUAUUAUGAAACAAAGUAUUAUUAUCUACAAAAUAAAAGCAAGAUUUAUUCGUCCGAAAUCCGCAUGUGUUCCCAGCACGAAUACGUUAAUUUCCUUAUUUCAUGAGACCACUGCAUCGCGAAGGAUCGUCAUGGAUCGUUCGUAGUUCUGAAUUAGGGCAUGCUGUCACAAUGGAAUUGUGAAUUUUCUAACUUCACAUUGAAUGAAUUUUCUAACUUCUGCAACGUUCUGAAAUCUUGUUAAGAACACCCAAACUCUUUUGCCUUUCUUAAUCUUGGCAAUCUCAGAAUAAACUGAGAAUGAAACACGAUCAAACCAUACAACUCCAUAAUUAAAGACAUAACAAGCAACUCCCCAGAGACAUCCAACAUUUUUGGAACAAAACGUAACAAAAUAGUAGCGUUGAUACUGUGAUGUGUAUUUGCAAAAAGCAAUAUUAUUUCCUUCAUUAAAUAAUAAUAUUCAUCCAGACAAAAAACUGCUCUAAUCGAGAAAUAAUCAACUUUGUUUAGAACCCAUGUAAAACAUAAAAAAAUUAGGCUAUUUAAGAAAAAUUUAAGCGCCUGCCUUCAAGGUCUUUCAUGUACCUUUAAGUUUGCAAAGCCAAAGACCUAUUAAAUACUUUCAUAAUUUUGAACGUUCAUAUUUCAGGAAAUAAUGAGCUAAGACUUACAUGUAAGAUGUCUUAAUCUAUGCCAUAUCCCUUACAAACCCUAACGACAAUUCGCUGAAAUACCAGUUUGCCUGAUAUGUCAUUAAGCAAACAAACGCUGGAGUUAAUAUUUGAUAUGCCGAUUUUCGCUAAUUUUAGACACAUACCAAAAUAUGCUCCCGAUUUUGAACAUUAAUAUCUCCGUGAAUUUUUAAGUAAAAUACAACUGUAAUAUAUCAAAAUCUAAGUUAGUCUUUCCUCUAUUUAAUGCAAGUUAUUUCUGUUUGAUAGCUUUAAUUGUUUAGAAGUUAUUAUAAAUCAAACCGGAGUACUUUUUUUUGGGACACCCGGUACUUAAAAGAACCUGUACUAGUAUUACAGACAUGAACACCCGGCGAACUUUGUAUCUGUCACUUGUGAAGUCCCAGUUGUUGUAUGCUUUGGAGGUGUGGUCACCGGUUAACAACGUUCAGCUAUCAAGACAAGUAGAGAAAGUCCAACGGAGGGCAACCAAGUGGAUACUAAUGAACAGAGAGAUGCCUUACAAAGAACGGCUAUCGUCGUUAAACCUGCUACCAUUAAGUUACGAUAGAGAAAUGAAGGACUUAACAUUCUUUUAUAAAGCUUUAUUUGGUUUUAUAAACGUGAACUUGAGUAACUAUGUGUCGUUUGUCAGCCAUGGUCGUACUCGAUUGAGUCUUUCCUCUGAGUAUAUCCUUCAAAACCCACUGUGUAAAACUACCACUUUUCAAUCCUCCUACUACAACCGUAUUGUCAAUAUCUGUAACACUGUAUCUCAAGAAGUAUCUCUUGACAGUUUCUCUAGACCUAGUUCUUUUAAAUGUUAUCUCAAGCAAAAAUAUUCAAACUUAGUUAUGAACUCUAUUUACGACGCAGACGUGUCUUGCACGUGGUCUUUGACUCGGGACUGUCCUUGCCACAGGUCCUAA